AUGGGUCGCCCUCUUUACUCUAAAGCUUUCCAGACAGAACCUAUCAUCAGACAGCCAGAGGCUCCUUGUCCAUACGAAAAGUGGUCACAUAUCAACGCUUUCGAUCCAGACUCUGACGAGUUCUUCGAAAGCGACCAGGCAGUUUACGAGGCCUUCGUUGACCACAUGCCUGUAGAACACUCGGAAGAUGAAGAAGAGAUGGAGGAGGACAGAGAAGCUGUAGUUAUCAGACUAGACCUCACCGGCGAGGGCAGUCUUCUCGACCGUGACAGCCCAAUGGCUGUUGGCGGUGAUAGCCUAGCCCAGUACAUUGGUCAGGCCUACCGAAGGCAGACGGUAGAGGCGGAAGCUCCCGUCCGAAUCGACUCUUCGCGGGAUGUGAUGGCAUCAUUAGACCCACCUCCACAGCCAAUAUUUGCCACGCAGUCACACAAUAUCUUUAAUCACCGUCAUCAUGAACCAAGAGAUGAACUCCCUCUUCCGACCCCCAGUGCACCCAUCCCUGUUCCCGGCACAAACUCCUCUUCAUCCGGUGAAGGGCUAUCUCUCUCCUCGUUCUAUCACCACCAUAUAUCAUCAACACCGCCACGACGCCACACAUCCUUUUCUCGUUUUUCCCCGUCACCGCCUCCCACAGUCUCACCUCGUAUUUACACCUGGGCGCCUCGUCGCCAGACAUAUUCGCCAGCCGCCACAAGUCCUCUUCCUAACAAUAACGCACGCAUGUCUCAUACUCAUAUAUCCCCCGCACUCGUCCGUGUCCGUGACGUCAUGGCUUAA
Messenger RNA from Suillus discolor, 780 nucleotides. RefSeq lists its product as uncharacterized. NCBI's taxonomy places the organism in Eukaryota, Fungi, Basidiomycota, Agaricomycetes, Boletales, Suillaceae. The transcript is spliced from 2 exons. Bases 1 to 780 code for a protein of 259 amino acids. The record is from RefSeq and is a predicted model, not a curated record.